Penicillium brevicompactum is the source of this 1488-nucleotide messenger RNA. RefSeq lists its product as uncharacterized. Gene Ontology annotation, biological process: ergosterol biosynthetic process. Bases 1 to 1488 code for a protein of 495 amino acids. Gene Ontology annotation, molecular function: Delta14-sterol reductase activity. The transcript has 3 exons. Lineage: Eukaryota; Fungi; Ascomycota; Eurotiomycetes; Eurotiales; Aspergillaceae. The record is from RefSeq and is a predicted model, not a curated record. Gene Ontology annotation, cellular component: endoplasmic reticulum membrane.
AUGCCCCCUAAGAAGAGCUCCCAAAGCUCUGUGCAGCCAGUGCCAGAGAAGCGUGGUUAUGAGUUUGGCGGACCACUAGGUGCUUUCGGUAUCAUCUUCGGUCUCCCAGUUCUGAUUUACCUCUUUACCUUCGCCUGCAACGAUGUCACCGGCUGUCCUGCGCCAGGCUUGCUGAACCCCUCAACCUUGACCCUUGAGCAAUUGAAAGCCGAAGUGGGAUGGCCGGAGGAGGGCGUGUCGGCGCUUUAUGAUACCAAGGUCACCCUCUGGACCCUGAGCUACUAUGCUUUCAGCUUGUUCCUGCAGGUCUUCCUGCCCGGUCAAGAGGCUGAGGGCGUUGAGCUUGCCUGUGGUGGACGUUUGAAGUACAAAUUCAAUGCAUUCAACUCCGCCCUGAUCAUUCUCUCCGGCCUUGCUGGAGGCACCUACCUCUACGGAGCCGACUUUGUCGUCUGGACGUUCCUCUGGGACAACUACAUCCAGGUCAUCACCGCAAACUUGAUCAUCUCCUCCUCUAUUGCGCUCUUCGUCUACGCAAAGAGCUUCACGGUCCCGGCACCCGGGACGGCAAAUGUUGGUCUACGUGAGUUGGCCCCCGGUGGCCACACAGGCAACGUGCUCUACGAUUUCUUCAUCGGCCGUGAGCUUAACCCGCGUAUCCGCCUACCGAUUCCAUUUGUCAGCGAGGCAUCUCGCACUCUUGACAUCAAGGUGUUCAUGGAAAUGAGGCCUGGCUUGCUCGGAUGGACAAUCCUGAAUCUGUCCAACGUAGCUCACCAGUACCGCACCUACGGCUACAUCACCGACUCCAUCGUGUUGGUGACUAUUUUCCAGGCAUUCUACAUUCUGGACGCACUUUACAUGGAACCCGCAAUCAUGACCACCAUGGACGUCAUCAUGGAUGGGUUCGGCUUUAUGUUGUCGUUCGGUGACGUGGUCUGGGUGCCCCAUCUGUACAGCAUUCAGAGUCGUUACCUAUCCGUCUUCCCCUACGAGCUCGGCUUGACCGGCAUGGCUGUUGUUCUAGGUGUGACUGCUAUUGGAUACUCCAUUUUCCGUGGUGCCAACAACCAAAAGAACCGCUUCCGCACCAACCCAAAUGACCCUCGCGUCAAGAAUAUCAAAUACAUCGAGACCGCUGCCGGUUCCAAACUCAUGAUCUCUGGAUGGUGGGGCUUGGCCCGCCACAUCAACUACUUGGGUGACUGGACCAUGUCUUGGGCUUACUGCCUCCCCACCGGUGUUGCAGGUUAUGUUCUGAUUGAGAGCAUCAACCCUGCCAGUGGCGCAGUCCAAAAGCAGGCAGUGCAAACACCUGAGAUCCGUGGCUUUGGAAUGAUCUUCACUUACUUCUACAUGCUGUACUUCGGUGUUCUUCUGAUCCAUCGUGAGAUGCGUGACGAGGAGAAGUGCGAGAAGAAGUACGGUGCGGACUGGAAGCGUUACACUUCCAUUGUGCGCAGCCGCAUCAUUCCUGGAAUCUACUAG